AUGACGGCCGCGUGGAGUCAGCCACUAACCCCAACGACCAACCAGUUCGCCAGCAUGGACGAUACCUUCGCCGGCUUCAGGAGAUGCCUGCAAAAAUCCGUCUUCUGGAUCAACCGCAUCGGCGACAUGAUCCCCGGAAUCCAGCGUAGUGAAAAAGUUGAACUGCUAAAAAACGCUUUCCAUGGCUUUGCGUUGUGGCAGAUCUGUGUGGAAUCGUAUAGACUGAACAUGCCAAACCAAGUAGCACUAUGCAACAACAAGUCCUUGUCACUACCACUGAACUGGAAUUCGUGCCCUCGUUCGCCAUUUGCGGUACCCGACGAUCCGAAGAGUUCCCCCCCAAGUACUUGGGGGCCGAUGUUCGAGGGUGUGUGCUGGAGGAUGAUAAAUGAGAUCAUCGAACCGCUACAUCGUGUCAGACCCAGUGAAGAGGAAGCGGCGCUCGUUUGUGCGAUCAUCAUCCUGGAGAACCCCACUUUCACGCUACGUACCGAGACAAGAUCAGUCAUCGAGCAGCUCAAGGACCGGCUCAGUUGCUCGUUAAUGUAUGCCAUCCGGCGCAGCGGUUGCGAAGAUGUUGAGGACGUCCAGAGAUUCAGUCACAUCCUCAACCUGUUACCGGCCGUCGCUCGCGUCAGCUGCAACCUAUCCGAUUGCCUCAAUUUGUCGCGAGUUUUCAAUCAACUCCAAGAGCCACUGCUCCGACGCUUCUACGAUAUUUUGGCAAGCGGAGAUAAUGAGAAUUGUCUCCGUCUAACCGACAAAGAUUUCGCUGAUGUCGUCGCGACACUUUGCGACAAAUCGCUA
This is a messenger RNA of Mesorhabditis spiculigera, 807 nucleotides long. NCBI's taxonomy places the organism in Eukaryota, Metazoa, Nematoda, Chromadorea, Rhabditida, Rhabditidae. The record is from the annotation of a GenBank genome assembly.